Messenger RNA from Pyricularia pennisetigena, 498 nucleotides. RefSeq lists its product as uncharacterized. The annotation marks the transcript as partial. The record is from RefSeq and is a predicted model, not a curated record. The transcript has 2 exons. Lineage: Eukaryota; Fungi; Ascomycota; Sordariomycetes; Magnaporthales; Pyriculariaceae.
UUAAACGAAACUCCUCGCGAGGACCACCCGAGCCAGCGAUUCCUGUGGCGCAACGAAACUGACGGCUCUUACGUCCUUUAUCCGGCCCCCUAUCCUUUGCCCGAGGUAUCGCCUCUCCCAGCAGCUUCGGGUGAUAGUCACGUCCGCCAAAUCCACGAUGCCGGCGACAUCUCUGCUGUCUUUAGAUUCGGCGAUUCGCUCAUCCUUAAGGUGAAGCUACGAUCUACUGCUGAAAAAGGGAGUGACAGUACAGCCAUCCUUACCGAACCUUACGAACACCAACCCUGGCUUUUCUAUCCGAGCAGCAGCUUAGUUUUGUUCCACACGCAGGAGGGUAACAUGACCUUUCUCCUAGAACUCCGAAUACAAGGCCAGACACUGAACGAGGUCUGGUGGAAUAUGUCUGCGACCGAGAAGGACCGCGUUGCAACCCGCAUCGCCGCAAUUGUCAACGAACUUCGGGCUUUCCAAUUUCUCUUCGGGAGCCGUCGACUCUGA